UCUGGAUGAAAGCAGAAGGACACUGUUUUCAGAUGAUGAGAAGGUUUGUGAUGUGAAUGAGUCUUCAUCAGUGAGUUUGUUGAUGUCAAACCUCAUCAGAGGAGAUCUGCUUCCCUCUGCUCUCAUCUGGAUCACUUCCAGACCAGCAGCAGCAAAUCAGAACUCCUCCAAAUACAUCAACCGUGUGACAGAAAUUCAGGGAUUUGAUGAGCCUCAGAAGGAAGAAUAUUUCAAGAACAAAAUCAGUGAUGAGCAUCAAGCCAGCAGAAUCAUCUCACACAUCAGAAGAGUUAGAAGCCUCCACAUCAUGUGCCACAUCCCCGUCUUCUGCUGGAUCUCAUCCACUGUGUUUGAGAAGCUCCUGAAAGAAGAUCUGAGUGCAGAAAUCCCUCAAACUCUGACUGAAAUGUACAUCCACUUCCUGUUGAUUCAGAUGAACAUGAUGAAUCAGAAGUAUAAAGAGAGAGAUCCAGAGAAACUUCUGAAGUCCAACAGAGAAGUGAUUGUGAAACUUGCUGAAGUGGCUUUCAAGCAGCUGAUGAAAGGCAAUGUGAUGUUCUAUGAGGAGGACCUGAGAGAGAGCAGCUUAGACAUCACUGACGCUUCAGUGUAUUCUGGGAUUUGUACUGAGAUCUUUAAGGAUGAAUCUGUGAUUCAUCAGAGGAAAGUCUACUACUUCAUUCAUCUGAGCGUUCAGGAGUUUCUCGCUGCUUUCUAUGUGUUUUACUGCUAUUUAAGCAGCACAAUGGAAGCCCUUAAGAGUUUUAAUCCAAUGCACAAUUUGCAUAAAAGUGCAGUAGAUAAAGCCUUAGAAAGUAAAAAUGGACAUCUGGAUCUGUUCCUGCGGUUCCUGCUCGGCAUCUCAUUGGAGUCCAAUCAGAGACUCUUACAGGAUCUACUCACACACACAGAGAACAGCUCAGAGAGCAUCAGGAGGACCACACAGUACAUUAAAGAGAAGAUCAAAGAUGGAAAUGGACUCUCAGUUGAAAGAUCCAUCAAUCUGUUUCUCUGUCUCCUCGAAGUACAAGAUCAGAGUCUGUCCACAGAGCUUCAGGAGUUUGUGAAAUCAGACAAACACAAAGAGAAGAAACUCUCUCCAUCUCACUGCUCAGCAAUUGCCUACAUGCUUCAGAUAUCAGAGGAGGUGCUGGAUGAGCUGGAUCUCAAGAAAUACAACACAUCAGAUGAGGGCAGAAGAAGACUGAUACCAGCUGUGAUCAACUGCAGAAAAGCUCUUCUUGCUGACUGUAAUCUCACUGGUCAAUCCAAUGAAAUUGUGUCAUCAUCUUUACAAUCCUCAAAUGCUGUCCUGACAGAGCUGGACCUGAGUAACAAUGACCUGCAAGAUUCAGGAGUGAAGCUACUCUCUGAUUGGCUGAAGAGUUCAAAAUGUCAGCUGAAGAUAUUGAGGUAUUUUGGAACAUAA
Cyprinus carpio (common carp) is the source of this 1429-nucleotide messenger RNA. RefSeq names its product protein NLRC3-like. Bases 83 to 1429 code for a protein of 448 amino acids. The transcript is spliced from 2 exons. Lineage: Eukaryota; Metazoa; Chordata; Actinopteri; Cypriniformes; Cyprinidae. The record is from RefSeq and is a predicted model, not a curated record.